This is a messenger RNA of Leishmania braziliensis MHOM/BR/75/M2904, 849 nucleotides long. RefSeq lists its product as hypothetical. The transcript has a single exon. Bases 1 to 849 code for a protein of 282 amino acids. The record is from RefSeq and is a predicted model, not a curated record. Lineage: Eukaryota; Euglenozoa; Kinetoplastea; Trypanosomatida; Trypanosomatidae.
AUGUCGCUUGCGGGGGAAAGUGCUCGCCGCCGCGUGCGGAGGCUGGCUACCAUGGGUGAGUAUGAGCUCGCUGACACGCUUGCGCAAAGUGAUUGCGCUCAACGCGAAAUGGCGCUCUCUGCGGCGGCCAUGCGGUUGGAAAGAGAGGGUGCCCAGCAGUGGAAUGCGCUGCAAAGAGCCAAGGCCCAGUGCCUUUUGCAGCAGCAGCGCGCCGCUUUGCAGGAGGAGCGCGCCCACUUUGAGCGUCUUAUCUGCGCACAAUCUGAGCGAUGUCGAUCGAGGGAAGAGGAGCUGGACCGGUUUGCCGCCGCUGAGACUGCGAAGCUGAACACCAAGCCGGUAACCGUUCCUCGCGAGGUGCUGUUACUGCAGCAGCAGGAGACACAGCUGAGAUGGGAAGGUAGCUUUGCUGCUGCUGCCCAGUGCCGACGCGAAGCGAAUCGCCUGGAAAGAGAGUUGUUUGGCGCUUAUUUGUCGAGUCAAGGCAGCCUCCUCGACCACCGUAUCGCUCGUCGGGCAGCUGCCUUGCUCACGCGGGAAAAUAUAGCGGUAGAGAAGGAUAAUGCCAGCGUUUUUGCGCUGCGAGCGAAGCAUGAAUGGGACCAUCGACGUACCGCGGCGCAACUGAGACACGUCGAAGAUGGAAUGCUCGCCGUGCAGAGACGCGCACAUCGCCGCCUGCAGGAGACGCAUGCGUGCGACGGCGUGCUAAGUGCUACACACGCCAAGACUCAACGCGGCACCGUACUGGAAAAGCGUGUGUAUGGCGAUGCCUACCGUCUGCCGUCGCUGUGCGAGCUGUACGGUCCUCUACUGGAAGACCGUCCCUCUACCUCGCCAGCCCUGUAA